UAAGAUGGCUACAAAUUAGAUUGGUGUCUAGUGUGUGAGAAAACAAUGAAGUAGUGAAAUAAAAACGAAAAACGAGAGAAAAAUCAAAUAAAAUCGAGAAAAUAUUAUCAAAAACAGUGAAAUAUAAACAAACGAAAAAGGCAAAUUGGGAUAUAUAUAGUUGUUCUCUACCGAUUCCAGCCAAUAACAAACUGGAAAACAUGGACAAUUUAGACAUUGCCGAGGAGCAGACAGAAGAAAAAAUCGAUCUAGUCAAUUGUACCUGAUAUAUUAUAAGAACAAAGAAAGCAAAAACACCAUUAACAAAAACGCACAAAAAAGAACAAUACAACGUAUGUUAUAAGAGCCUAAUUUACUAACGUCGCAACAAAAAUCUGUAGUACAAAAAAUAUAAAAAAAACAACAACAACACAACAAAAUUAACAACAACAAUUACCCCGAGAAAUCACCAACGAGCAUUAAUUGCCAAACGUGUGAAUAUUUUACAAAUUUAUGCGAAUUUUUAAUGUUAUGGAAUUUCCAAUGGACCCAAAAGAAAAUAAAAGGUUUAAAUGCAAACCAAAAUGAAAAUUUGACUACCACAACGACUUUGGGUAGUCCAACAACCACAAAUGCUCCAGAAUCUCCCACAUCAUCAUCAACAGCAAAUGCUGCCAGUCCUAUUGUAGGAAGUGGAUGUGGUGGCGGUGGAGGCGGGAGUGGAGGAGCUGCUGCUGGCUAUGAAGAUACACAAUCAGUUAGUACCACAACAACCACCUUGCCACCCGACAACAAUGAAGUGUGCGUAACACCACCGCAACGUCAUUCGCUCAACUCCAAUGAUUAUCAAACAUCGACACCAAAGUCGUCCUCGGCACGUAGUUCGGCAGCAGCAACCAAUUCUGGUGGUGCGGCGGCAGCCUCCACAUCGCCCAUACACCACGGCGCCAGCGUGGGCGAUACUGUAAAUAACAAUGCAAAUAUUUUGACAAAUGAGGAAAGUCCUUUGCCACAGACAUUCAAUAACGUGGAGUGUAGUACCUUUAAUGAGUCACAAUUGAUGGCAACUGGCGUGGGAAAUGUGCUCGAAAAUAUCACAGCAGCACCAGCCUCCGGAAAUAUUGCCAACAAUAAUGCAAUUAUCAAUUCUGGCCUGGCCUGUGGUCCAGCAAAUAUGACCCCCACACAAAAUCAACAAAUCCUCAAUAAUUAUCCUGGCAUAGCCAAUAGCCAAAAUGGCUCAAAUCGUAAUUACAAUCCCAUUCUUAUACCCCAACGUCAGUCCCUAUUGCCCUGGGGCAGCCAUUCAAGAUCUUCAAUAAUCAAUAUUAUGCCCUAUAACACCCCAACCUGUUCCACCGCUCAAAUGGAAAACAGCACGGAGGGCAACUUCUUAAGGCCAGGGGAAAUUGUUAUGCGUAACCUCUUUUCCGAUUUCACCCAGCAGGCCGAGAAGAAAAUCGAGUUGGUUAUGCUGGAAAGUGCCGAUAAACCCUUGUCCAAACUACUGCAACGCGGCGAAGAUCAACAAUUCGAUCAGCUACUCUCCGCCCUGGGUAAUGUGGCCGAACAUUGUUUACCUUCGCUGCUGCACACCCUGUUGGCCUGGCACCGGCGCCAGCUAUCCGAUGCAGAAAUUAAAAACGAUCUCAAGCGCAUGGAAAAAUCUGUAAAUGCCAAUAAAACGCUGAACUCACAGGAAUUGGAUUUUCAGCUGCAACGUCGUGAGGCGGCGGUGGAGUUCAUUUUCUGCUUGGCCCUCAUUGAAAUUCUCAAACAACUUUCCUUCCAUCCCGGCCAUGAGGACUUGGUGCGUAGCAUUGAAAAUCUGGCCUUUAAACAUUUCAAAUACAAGGAAGGUCUCCAGAAUAAUCCCAAUGCCCAUAACAUCCACAUGAUUGCCGAUUUGUAUGCCGAGGUAAUUGGAGUAUUGGCCCAGUCACGUUUCAGUUCGGUGCGUAAACGUUUUAUGUCUGAACUAAAAGAACUGCGCACCAAAGAGCCAUCUCCUCAUACCACCCAGAGUAUUAUAAGUUUGUUGAUGGGCAUGAAAUUCUUUAGAGUUAAGAUGGUACCCAUUGAAGAAUUCGAAGCUUCAUUUCAAUUUAUGCACGAAUGUGGUCAGUAUUUUUUGGAAUUAAAAGAUAAGGAUAUUAAGCAUGCUUUGGCUGGGUUGUUCGUGGAGAUCCUUGUUCCUGUUGCAGCGGCUGUCAAAAAUGAAGUCAAUGUUCCUUGUGUGAAAAAUUUCGUCGAGCUAUUGUAUACGCAAACUCUGGAUGCUUCGACCAAGUCUAAACAUCGUCUUGCCCUUUUCCCGCUGGUAACUUGCCUGCUAUGUGUGUCGCAAAAAACAUUCUUUCUAACCAAUUGGCAUUAUUUUCUGGCGAUGUGUUUGAGUAAUUUGAAAAAUCGUGAUGCCAAAAUGAGUCGAGUGGCAUUGGAAUCGUUAUAUCGUCUCUUGUGGGUUUAUAUGAUACGUAUCAAGUGUGAAUCGAAUUCGGCAACGCAUUCACGCCUGCAAAGCAUUGUGAAUUCUUUGUUUCCCAAAGGCUCAAAAGGUGUUGUGCCACGUGAUACUCCAUUGAAUAUUUUCGUGAAAAUUAUACAAUUUAUUGCUCAAGAACGUUUGGAUUUUGCCAUGCGUGAAAUUGUCUAUGAUUUGUUGUGUGUGGGCAGGCCAAUUAAGUUAAUUCUUAAUCCCGAACGGAUGAGCAUUGGUCUACGUGCUUUUCUUGUUGUAGCCGAUUCGCUGCAACAAAAAGACGGCGAACCUCCAAUGCCGCGUACGGUGCCUGUCCUACCGUCGGGCAAUACACUGCGUGUCAAGAAGACCUACAUCAAUAAAAUGCUAACCGAUGAUACGGCUCGCAGCAUUGGCAUGUCCACAUAUUUUCCACAUGUGCGUCGUGUCUUCGUCGAUAUUCUGCGUGCUCUCGACGUUCACUAUGGACGACCGCUGAUGAUGACAAAUACACAAAAUCAAAACAAGGAACCCGACGAAAUGCUAUCCGGCGAACGUAAACCACGCAUCGAUCUCUUUAGGACCUGUGUGGCCGCAGUGCCGCGUCUAAUACCCGACACAAUGACACCGCAAGAAUUGGUCGACCUAUUGUCGCGCCUCACCGUACACAUGGACGAGGAGUUGCGUAUGCUAACACAUCAGUCGUUGCAAACAUUGGUUAUAGAUUUUCCGGAUUGGCGUCAGGAUGUCGUGCACGGUUACACACAGUUUCUGGUGCGCGAUGUCACCGACACUUAUCCGCAACUAUUGGAGAAUUGUACACGAAUGUUGUUUGUAUUUCUGAACAUAUGGCGCUGUGCCAUCAAUGUGAACGGUAGCAACGGCAACAAUAGCAUGCUGAAAACCCCCACCACAGUUGCAAGUUCGAUCAAUACCACACAGGCUGGUAUAGCUACACAGGCUGUGGGCAUGGCUGCAUCGGUUGCCACCAAUAUUGUGGGCAAAGACACAGCCACCAGCCAAUUGUCAAGUGCUAGCAAUGUGAAAAGUAUUACAAAUACCAAUUCAAGUGCUACGUCCAGUAUUACCUCGAGUGGCAUGUCGAGCAUUACUCAAGCCACGGUCAUAAACUUGGCGGAUAGUGGUAAAAAGAAUGAAAUUCCCCUGGCUACCACGUUGCAUUUUGUCGAAGGCUAUGCCUUAGUACUGCUCUGCAGUUAUCGUCCAUAUCUACGUAAAUUGGCCGCAAUGAUUUUGAAAGAAGUGAAAAAUCUCAUGAAGGCAUUGGGUAUACCGGAAACAGAGCCGCCGCUAUUGGAUGUUAUUGAUAAGUGUUGUCCACAGGUAUUGGAUAAAUGUCUACCGCAUCUACCUCAAACUGAAAAGACUGCUAUUCUAAAUGCAACACAAAUCGAUUUACAAUGGAUUGUGGAACGUUCAAGCGGUGUGUGGCUGGGUGGCCUAACCGAUGACAACUCCAAAUCAUCAACAUCCACACUGAAUCUAUCACAAUCGAGUGGUUCGCCACAACCACAACAGCAAUUUGAUCCAUGGUCGGUGUGUUUGUUUGGAUUCCUCGAAAGAGACCGCAUUUUGCAAAAGUGUCCAUCGGUAGUGGCACAAGCCUGGCCCAUAUGUUAUGCCCGUCUGACAACAUUGUACAGUGUCAUUGAUCCAACGCCGGUCAGCGAUAAUCGAGCAUCGCUGCUGCGCUCCUCGGCGCCAACAAAACGUGUGCCCACCGAAAGCCAAAAAGAUCUAUAUUUGCGCAUUUGGCGCAAUCAGGUGGCAAUGGCAAUGCGUUUGGUACCGCAAAUAUUGAGUGUGGCCAUACGUUGUGCCUCUCCCGAUUUAAGUUUGAGUUUACAAGAUCAGUCGGAUUCACGUUCCCUGUCCGAUUCGUUGGACAAUAUACCGUCAAAUGUCUUUGGCCCGGAAGGAAUUGUGACACGUUUUACGCUGCCCCUGUCGUAUGGGCGUAAAGAGGCGCGACAAAAACGUUUGGGUUCAUCGCCCGAUUCCCUGAAUGCUGACCGUAGCGAUAAAUCGGCACUGGGUGCUGCCUCGCCACAGGCUUUUUACAAGCUAAUUGUACCCUUGUUACGCUGUGAAGUUGUCGAUGUUCGGGAUGCUGCUGUGAAUGCCCUGGGAAUGAUUAACCAUGACGCUCUGAAAGAUCUAAUGGAAGAGCUGGUGGUCUACAUACGGGAAGCCGUUGACCGAAAACAGGAAAAUAUGCGACGACGUCGUAGGCGGGAUGCAUUGCGUUUGCAGUUGGUUCGGGUUUUGGAGAAAAUUGCUGAAAAUGGAACCUUUGGUGUUAGCACUUGUGUCCUGGAACGUGAUACCAUGUCUUUGCAUCCGACUUUUGUCGAGUACAUCGACGGGGCCAUGCAGUAUCUUUUGGCCGAAACCGACAAGGACAACAUCAGCAUUCGUGAGGUGAAGGCGCACUUUUGCAAUUUCAUACGGAAAAUGAUCAAAAACUUUUCACUGGAAUCCUGUGCCACAUUAUUGACACGUGAUUUAAAGCGUAAUUUAUUCAAUUUAUUUGCCACCUGGUCUGGGAGUUUUGCCAAGCCACUGGGUAUUGCCAGCCAACAGAUUGGCCAAUCACCGGAAGAGGAAAAACUACAGUUCAGUGCUUUACAGGCCAUGUCGGCUCUUCUAUCUUGUGGUCAUAUUUUUUAUACGCCCUUCCUAUCGGACGAUGGCAUCAUUUACAAAUGGCUUGACAUGCUGUUGGCGUCCAAAGAUGAAAAGAUUUAUCAAUUGGCCCGUGACACGGUUGUCUUACUUUUAGAAUGUAAUCCUGAUAUGGGUCAAUUAUUGGAAUGGGUAAUCGAUCGUUGUUACACAUCGGAGCCCAGGGAGGCGGAUGCUUGCUUUUUGGCUUUGGCUGCCAUAUUUAGUGCAAGAGAAUAUCCUUGCGAUCAUUACACGUCUGUCAUAACAGUCACGUUACUCAUGACCGGCUGUCCUCGUGUCGAAGUUCAUUCCUCCGCUUUACUUUUGCUGCAAAUUCUCGACAAACGCUUUUUCGGAAGUGUUGGACCACUGCAUGCGGACAAUGAAAAAGAGGAUGACAAAGUGGGAACCCUGGACGUUUUGCUAAGUAGUGCUUAUUGCCGGUCCCAACGUUUUUUGUCCAAACAACUGGCACAGUUGCGACCGGAGUUGACAAUGUCGAUGUUUUCAGAAAUAACACAUCGCUUUCAAACGGCUCGUGAAGAUGUACGCACGCUAUUACUGCAGUGCUUGCAACCCUGGCUGCACAACAUGGAAUUAGUGGCGACAACAGUGCCACCAGCCACACCGUUGUCAUAUAUCAUGUAUUUCCCCGACUCUGGAACAAGAGGACGACGAGAAGGUACCGGUUCCACGGAAGCCACUGAAAUGAUCCUCAACAAUCUAUUCUAUAUAACAGCCAAGUUUUCCGAUACCCAUCCACGUGACAUCGAAGAGCUGUGGGGGACACUGUGUCAAUUCUGGCCAAACAAUCUCAAGGUGAUUCUGCGUUAUCUGGUGAUAAUGAGCGGUAUGGCUCCCAACGAGUUGCUGCCCUAUGCUAAACGUGUGGCUCUUUAUUUGGCUCGCACCUGUCCGGAUCGUUUGCUCGAUGAGUUAAUGGCAGAAUUGCAAACUGUCGAGACACUUAAUUGCCUAAUUGAACGUACGGAAACUCCACCAUUUUAUCGCUUGACCAGCAUGCGUAAGGCAUCCAGUCAUUCGGCUGAUGGACAAGCAGUUGGAGGUAUCAACGAUUCGCGCAUUCAAGAUCUUACCGUUGAAAAGGGUACAAUUCAUACGAAACGCCAUAGUGGCGAAGAUCCAAUAAAAACUGGCACAUGCAAAUCGGAUAGCGGCAUAAGAGCAUUUACACAGGCCACUAAUAAUCGACCACCACGCGGUGCCGACAAGAUACGUGCAGCAUCCGGCCCAUCCAUACUGCCACGACCCGAAGAUAUACUUAUUAAUGAUCCAGAGUUGCGACAGGAAGAAAACGUGGAAUUACGUUCAUCGGAAGUAUCUCACACAGCUCCGGUUGCAGCACCACACCCUUUACCCAUGCCCGAAUAUGGUGGUUAUUUUGCUCCGCUUACGGAAUUUUUGCCUGAUGUCAGUUUGCCAAUAAGUGGAUUCCACAGAUGUAAUGUCGCUGUUAUGCUGCUGACCGACAUAGUGGUAGAUGGUAUACCAGGCAUCGAUUGGACUCUACAUUUACCUUUGAUGUUGCACAUAUUGUUUUUGGGCCUGGACCAUAAUCGCGUAAUUGUGCGUGAACAUUGCAAGCAGUUAUGUAUGAAUUUACUGAUUGUAUUGGCUGAACACAAUGAUCAUUUGACAGUAGCUCGUAUUUUAUUAAAUAGCGAGACCACAAAACUUGAUUUGGGGUUGACUGUACCCUCGCUGCCAGUGAUUGAUAAUUAUUUCACAGAAUCUCACCAAGAAUUCGAUAGUUAUUUGUACAACAAUUGUUAUGUAAUCGCAACAUCAUCGCAGCAACACCAACAACAACAGCAGAUACUUCCUUUGGGUGCUUCUAGUUCGACGGCAUGCAGCUUGUAUGCCGCACAACAGUAUCAAGUUUCUAACUAUGUUAAUCAACAACAACAAUUGAUGGCGGCAUCUGGUGGUAUUCAACAGCAGCAACAACAACAAUCGCAAGAUAACCACAUGAAUUUACAACAGCCACCUCCCAUUAACCAAUCAUCACCGCCCAUGGCAUCUUCAACACAGCAACAGACUAUACAAAUACCAGGCCAGUCUGUACAACAACAAUCAUCACAACAAACUGUGGUGCAAAUCAAUCCGAAUACCACCGAAAAUUCUGAAGUUCCUUUAAUAAUAACAGCCGAUGAAAAUGCCCCACCCCAGCCAGGCCCAACAAUGCCCAUAAUGCAUGUUAUCAAAAGUUUGCUGAAAUUCUUGGCCCAAGAAUCAUCCCAGCCUCUGUGGAAUUAUGAGGAUAUAACAGCCAAGGUUUGGUCCAUUAAAUCUGCCGAGCAAUUGAGUUGCUUCCUACGCCAUAUCGUCAAAGUGUUUUCCGAUAGCUACCUCCAAGCUCGCAUUGCUGAACGUUGGGCGCAGACAGCCCUGCAACUUGGUCUCUCGUGCUCUUCUCGUCACUAUGCCGGUCGUUGCCUUCAAAUAUUCCGAGCCCUUAAUGUGCCCAUCAACUCUCGCAUGUUGUCCGACAUUUUAUCCCGUCUUGUGGAAACUGUUGCCGAGCAAGGCGAAGAUAUGCAAGGCUAUGUGACUGAACUUUUACUUACUCUGGAAGCAGCUGUCGAUAGUUUGGAUUCUGAUUUUAGACCCUUGGAUGUGAUGAAGGAUAUUUUUAAAAGCACCCCCAAUCUGAAUAACAAAGAUGGUGGUCCAAAUUCCAUACUGUCGGGCGGUAAAAAAUCUCCUUCCGGCAUGACACCACAAUCACCGAAUUUCUCACUGCAAAGUCAUGCUCGCAGUACCAGCUACUCGGUGUCGUAUUGUGCUCGCAAAUCCACCAACUCCCCAUGUGACAAGCAGGUGGAGCUCCGCAACAGAGCCACUGGUAUUGAUAUGGAACGUAAUAUGGCAAAGUUUGGCAUAGUUAGUGGUUCGGCCUUAUCACGUUCACGCAGUGCUCAAAGUUUGAAAAUGUUGGGUGAUACUGCAACGCAGGAUGAUAAAAUGACAAUAUUGGCCCAAUUGUUUUGGUUGUCAGUAUCGCUAUUGGAAAGUGAUUAUGAACAUGAAUUUUUACUGGCUUUAAGACUAUUGACCAGAGUACUGCAUCGUUUGCCAUUGGAUCGUCCAGAUGCCAGAGAUAAAGUUGAGAAAUUACAACAGCAAUUAAAAUGGACUGGAUAUCCCGGUGUACAUGCUUUACUAUUAAAGGGUUGCACACACACGGCCACUUAUGAACCCACCAUCACACUAUUAUCACAAUUUGCCCCCUUGCUCAAUUUACCAGUUUGUGAUCCCACACAAAGCUGUGCAUUCCCCAUGAAUGUCAUAGCCCUUUUGCCCUAUAUGCUAUUGCACUAUGAGGAUGCAAACGAAAUUUGUAUACGCAGCGCUGAAAAUAUUGCUCAAGUAUCCUCCGAAUUGGGUGCAAAAUUGGAAAAUCUAGGAACUGUAAUGACCCUCUAUAGCCGCAAAACUUUUUGUAAAGAAUCAUUCCAAUGGACUAAAUGUGUGGUUAAAUAUCUUCAUGAUACCUAUGCACAUAUGGGUCUACAUAUGUUGGCCUUUUUGAUAGAGGUACUGGAAAAGGGACCACAACAAAUACAAGUUCCAGUGUUGAAUGUCAUUCACUGUAUGCUACACUAUGUGGAUUUGUCAGCGCCACAAGCACAAACCAUCAAUGCUGAUCUUUUGCGAGCAAUUGGAAAAUAUUUGGAGACAUCCAAUUGGAAGGAUUCUUUAAAAAUUCUCAAAUUAAUUGUUACGCGCAGCUCAUCGCUGCAAGUUGUGCCACCAAGUGAGGGCGGAAGCGUUGGGUUUUCGUUCUCUUUCUAUGGUACAUAUCCGGAUUCGGAUAUGUUCUGUAAAAAGGAACUAGCCGGACGCACUAUGGAGUUUUCGUUCGAUGUGUCACAAACGCCCUUAAUCGGCCGUCGUAUACUUCUAAAAACUGAUGAAAAUACCACAACAGGUGGCAACAAUGGCCAAACUACUAAUGCCACAUCUGCAACGGCCAAUUCAAGCUCGGUGACGGCAAGUGGUAGUACAGCCGGUCAAGCCCAAAACAACAAAGGCAAUGCUUACAACAUUAACAACAACAAUGGCAAUUCGCAUAUACAUCAACAAUCCUCUAUGCACACCAACAGUAAUGUGGGAACUCCCAAUUCGCCCAGACGCAGUGCCAGCCUAUCGCCGGCCGAUACUGCACCAUUAAGUGGUUGGAAACGUCCCUGGAUGUGUCAAAGUCGGGUCAGAGAGUGUUUGGUGAAUUUGCUCACAACUUGUGGUCAGCGCGUAGGCCUGCCAAAAUCGCCAUCGGAUGAUUUCAUAAAUUCCAUAUGCUCAAAGACUUUAAGUCCUACGCUUCUAACUGGAUCUGUAAUCACCAGACAAAGCGUUAUAUUCAGCCAAUCUUCGGAUCUCAUGGAACGACAGUCUUCGGCUGCCUCAUCGACAGAGGAAACUUCUGGGCCACAAGGUGAUUUAAGCAGUGGCUCACGUCGUGAUGAUGGACAACCUGAUUUUACCGUCUUCAAAGAUUUUGAUUUCUUGGAAUAUGAAGAUAGUAUUACUGGCGAGUCCACAGACAACUUUAACUGGGGCGUUCGACGUCAUCAAUUGUUUGAAGGAGACGAAGACAUGCUCGCCUGUGGUGCUGGUGGCAUGAGUGGUGGUGGUACCGGUUCAAUUAAGGGUGGCCACUCUUCAGCAUUGGAAGACAGUUUCAGCGAUAAAACACCUAUACUGAGUAAACGUAGACGACAAACCGCUGAUGAUUCUUCAGACGAAGAAGCUGAAUCGGAGUCCCCCAUUGACGAAGAUCACCGUCAAUCGUUUAAAUCCGGUUUCAACGUGGGGCCACCCACCUCGUUAAGUUUAAGAGAAAGAAGACGCCGCAACUCAGUAUCACGUAGUGAUACCAGCGGUUCAAGCGCAGGAGAUUUGGGUGACAUAACACCAUGCAAUGCCUCGCCUCAUUUGCCGGGUAUUAUACGUUUUGGUGGAGCUGUACGUGAUGAGGCAGAAGAGAAUUGGCGCAAACAAUUACAAGCCAUGCUCAUCAAUCAACCAUCGGCUCACACUUCCGAAUUACUUAUGCAAUUGUAUCGUCUCAUCAAGGAGUUGACAUUCAAAACCAUCAGCAUUUCAAAGGAAGCGAAGAAAUUCUUCACCGGCAUAGGUUCUCAGUUGGGUAAUCGAAUUUCCCUGUUCACCGAUUUACUGAGUUCAAGAGCUGACCCGCCAAGGGUUUGGUGUAGCGAGCAUCAGACAACCACACCACGACUGUUUGAGACAUUGCGUUUUAAUGUUUUAGAAGUUCAGGAACAUUUGGAGACAUUUUUCGAUCGUAAAGAUCAAGUGCUGGAGUGUCUUGAUUCGGUAAAAUCUUCCUGUAAGUUAUCUCUAUUCAGUGAAAAUGAUGUUGCUGCCUCGGGUCUUGAUCUAGCCUCAACUUCAAAUAUACCAUACAUGCCGUUUGAUCCAGCAUCCACAGAAGUGGUUUUAGACUUGGGAAGAGCUUUGUACAAAUUAAUGUUUCAACUAUUGCUAUUAAUCGAAUCGAAUCAUAAAAUUAGCUCGAAUGUUGUUAAUCAUUUUAGACAAAAUGAAAAUGUUCAAGAUAUAUCCGAUUUGUAUACUCUUGUUAGAGAUGCACUGGUUCGUAGUAUAAGCGAAGUAGAUCUGGAAACUUUGGACACAUCCACCUCAACGGAAGGUGAACAUACACCCACACCCUCGCCUGGCAUUCCAAUGUCACAGGAAGAAUUCGAAACAACGCUCCAAGAGUUAAUAGAGGCUCAAAAAUGGUCAGCCGCCCUUGCCCACGUUCGACAAUACAAACGAGUUUCUCAGAUGACCGGAUCAAAUUUGAAUUUGACCAUAUUUAGCUACACUAAUUUGGACAAUCGUCUGAAAUACGAUGAGAUGUCAAUUAUACUAAAUGCCUAUGCACAACGUAUUAUGAAGGAUAGGCAAGAAGCAUUUAUUGUCUCCAAAUCAGAAUCGGAACUUUUCGAGGUCUAUGCCAUAUUAUCGGAGAAUUUGUAUCAUGUCUCCAGUGCUCUGACCACCAUGGAAAUCAAUAUGAAAAGCUAUAGUCAAACUCAUGCUUCAAGUUCAUCUCAGGUUUUUCGUGGCGGCGAAUCCAGCGAUAGAGUUACAAAUCUUUAAAGUUAACAAUGUGGUUUUUAUAAAAAGAAUCAGAUUUUUACGAUGACACUACAACCAAUCAUACACGAAAUAUUUAAAAAAAAAAAUCAAGUGAAAUUUGUUAAAUACAUGAACAAAAUUAUGAGUUUAGUUUUAAUUAAAAAAAAAAAUCUAUUUUAAGUAACGUUGAUUGAAAUUUCAUCAAUACAUACAUUGGGUUUAUUGAAAAAAGAAAUCAAUAAAAAAUCAUUUUAUUACAAUAGAAUCGAAAUUGAUUUUUGGUUAUAUAGCAGUUGUGAAAAAAAAAAAAAAAACAUUUUAAUAAUAUAUACAAGAAUAACCAUAUAACCAAUUCAUACAGAACAUUUAUUCACACACACAUAUGUUUUUCCAGAACAAACAAAAAAUUGUAUCAGUGUAUUUAUUUCAAGACAAAUACGAUAUCAUGUAAAACGCUUAAUAUUAACGAAUAAAAUUCAAACCAAAUUUA
Molecule: messenger RNA, 11750 nt
Organism: Musca domestica (house fly)
Lineage: Eukaryota; Metazoa; Arthropoda; Insecta; Diptera; Muscidae
Gene: fry
Product: protein furry
Exons: 38
Coding region: 506-11281 (3591 amino acids)
Biological process (GO): neuron projection development; cell morphogenesis
Cellular component (GO): site of polarized growth; cell cortex
Source: RefSeq, a predicted model, not a curated record